Molecule: messenger RNA, 1298 nt
Organism: Megalops cyprinoides (Indo-Pacific tarpon)
Lineage: Eukaryota; Metazoa; Chordata; Actinopteri; Elopiformes; Megalopidae
Product: GDNF family receptor alpha-4-like
Exons: 8
Coding region: 12-1298 (428 amino acids)
Biological process (GO): nervous system development
Cellular component (GO): signaling receptor complex; external side of plasma membrane
Molecular function (GO): signaling receptor activity
Source: RefSeq, a predicted model, not a curated record
CCUUCGUCAGAAUGGAAGUUGUGGGGAUGUACCUGCUGCAGUUGCUCUUUGUAGGGGUCCUGCAGGAGGCACUCUCAACAGGCCAGGACUGCCUGCACGCGGGGGACACCUGCUCGAGUGAUGACACCUGCAGCCCACGGCUGCGCACACUGCGACAAUGCGUGGCUGGUGACGGCAGUAUGAAGCUGGGGCCUGGUGCACGCAACCAGUGUGCCAAUGCGGUGACAGCGCUACUCUCUAGUCCGCUGCGUGGCUGCCAAUGCAAGAGGGGCAUGAAGAAGGAAAAGAACUGCCUCAGUAUCUACUGGAGCCUACACCAGUCUGUCCUGCACGGUCUUAACCUGGUGGAGACCUACCCAUACGAAGCAGUGGAGAAGACCUAUGACUAUGUUCGCCUAGCCUCCAUCGCUGCUGGUUCUGAGGUCAGUGUAACGACUGUGAACCGCUGCCUGGACGCAGCCAAGGCCUGCAACGUGGACGAGACAUGCCAGAAGCUUCGGACAGAGUAUGUGUCAGCCUGCAUCAAGCCUGCAGGCAAGGCAGGGCCCUGCAACCGGCCCAAGUGCCACAAGGCGCUGCGUAAGUUCUUUGACCGUGUGCCACCUGAGUACACUCAUGAGCUGCUCUUCUGCCCCUGUACUGACACCGCCUGCACCGAGCGCCGGCGCCAGACCAUCGUCCCCAGCUGCUCCUAUGAGACCAAGGACGAGCCCAACUGCCUGGCACUGCUGCGCACCUGCAAGGGUGACUACGUGUGUAGGUCUCGUUGGGCGCAGUUCCAGUACGACUGCCAGCCAUCAGAGCAGUCUGCCAGCGGCUGUAUGCAGGGGAACUACAGGGCCUGUCUGCUGGCCUACACUGGUGUGAUAGGGAGCUCCAUCACACCUAACUAUGUGGACAACUCCACCUCCAGUGUGUCGCCACGGUGCUCCUGUUCUGCAAGUGGGAACCAGAGAGAGGAGUGCACAGAGUUCCUCAGCUACUUCACUGACAAUCUGUGUCUAAAGAAUGCCAUCGCAGCAUAUGGGAACAGGACAGACCUGAACUCCACCCCCAGCCAAUCAGCACAGCUAGCCCCAGUGACGGACAGUGAUGACCCAACCGCCUCUCCUCCCACCAUCACAGACAGGGAGCAGAACAUCCUGAACCCUCCAAUGCCCACACAGGCCACAAAGAAGGACAGAUUGUGGGUGGAUUCCACCAUUCCCUCUCCUGCGCUCUCCGGCCGCUCCGCCAACCCCCUACACCUGACUUUUACCUGCUUCCUGCUGCCGCUGGCUGCCUGCCUCCAACUUUAG